Messenger RNA from Pungitius pungitius (ninespine stickleback), 4268 nucleotides. Its product is annotated as adenylate cyclase type 3-like. Gene Ontology annotation, molecular function: adenylate cyclase activity. Gene Ontology annotation, biological process: intracellular signal transduction; cAMP biosynthetic process; adenylate cyclase-activating G protein-coupled receptor signaling pathway. Bases 483 to 3746 code for a protein of 1087 amino acids. NCBI's taxonomy places the organism in Eukaryota, Metazoa, Chordata, Actinopteri, Perciformes, Gasterosteidae. The transcript has 20 exons. The record is from RefSeq and is a predicted model, not a curated record. Gene Ontology annotation, cellular component: plasma membrane.
GAAAAGGAACGGAUUUACCCAAGUAAGAUGCCCCUGAAAUGAUAUUACGCUCUCUGAAGAGAUGAUAUGAAUGCAUUCGGAUGGAUAUCCACCUGUGGCUCAGGGUUCUGUUGGUCUACCAUGACGUCACACAGGACCGCAGCAGCAACAAAGCAGAAGUUUUUCCACCGAGACAACCUGGGGACGCAGCAGCAACUCCAGGACUGAGGGGCUUUUUUAAAGGAAGUUAACGACACCCAGCAUUAUGUAACGUGGUAAUCAUUGUUAUGGUUAAACCAGUCAUUUAUUUCAACCUGGUAUUUAAUUAUUAUUGCAAAAGAAAUGAACAAAAGUAAGUAAACAAUGUAAUUUUCUCCAAAAGUUGCUCAAAGAUGGGACGCGCGGCCACUUUUUCACUUUUUUUUGCCAUUUUGCGCAUCUGGGGAUUAAUCGACUUCAGUAUUACCCGGUGAACCAAGAGGACCGCCUCUCUCAGGGGAACCAUGUCCGUGGACCGGGCUCGAACCUCGCCGCCGGAGCAGUCCGCAGAGUACUCAGCGGAGUAUUCCGCGCAGGUGCCCGGGUCGCGGGACGUCACCGUGGUUCAGUCGCGCGGCUGCGGAUGCCUGCCGCGCGCCGCGCGCCUCAAGUUCGCGCCCGAGUCGCUGGAGAGAAUUUACCAAAACUACUUUCGCCGACAGAGGCAAGAGAACCUGCUCGUGUUGGCGGUGUUCGCGGCGCUCUUCAACGGCUUCGUCGUCCUCAUGUGCGCGGUGGCGUACACGCGGGACAAGCUGGCGAUGGUGGUGGUCGCGGCGGUGGGGCUGGCCGCGGACCUGGCGCUUUACGCGCUGUGCCGGCUGGACCUGCUGCGCGCGUCGCCGGUUUUGCGCGGCGCGGUGCCGUACGUCCUGUGGCUGAUGGUCGCCGUGCACGUGCUGUGUUACGCGGGCCUGAACCACGAGCGUUUCCCCCACGCCAGCGACGCCGUGGGCUGGCAGGCGUUCUUCAGCUUCUGCAGCUUCCUGACGCUUCCGCUGAAUCUGGCGCCGCUGCUGCUCCUCACGGCCAUCGCCUGCGCGACGCACACCUUGGUUCUGGGCGUCGCCGUGGCCAAGAGGCUCGAGGACAACCUGCAGGGGCACGUGCUGGCGAGACAGCUCUUAGCCAACUGGAUGCUGAACCUGUGCGCGGCCACGGUGGGCGUGAUGUCCUACUACAUGGCGGACAGGAAGUACAGGACGGCGUUCCUGGAGGCCCGUCAGUCCCUGGGGGUGAAACUCACGCUGGAGGAGCAGAGCACCCAGCAGGAGGAGCUGUUACUCUCCAUCCUGCCCAAACACAUCGCCGAUGAGAUGCUGCAGGGGAUGAAGAGCCAGGCCGAUCAGAACGAGGUCCAGCAGCAGCAGUUCAACACCAUGUACAUGUACCGCCACGAAAACGUCAGCAUCUUGUUUGCGGACAUCGUGGGCUUCACCCAGCUGUCCUCCACCUGCAGCGCCCAUGAGCUCGUGAAGCUGCUCAACGAGCUGUUCGCCCGCUUCGAUAAACUGGCAGAAGAGCAUCACCAACUGAGGAUCAAGAUCCUCGGAGACUGUUACUACUGCAUCUGCGGGCUCCCCGACUUCAGGAAUGACCACGCUGCCUGCUCCAUCAUGAUGGGCCUGGCCAUGGUCGACGCCAUCUCGUACGUGCGAGAGAAGACCAAAACGGACGUGGACAUGCGCGUGGGCGUCCACUCGGGCACCGUGCUGGGAGGCGUGCUCGGCCAGAAGAGGUGGCAGUUCGACGUCUGGUCCACGGACGUCACCGUGGCCAACAAGAUGGAAUCCGGGGGGAUUCCUGGGAGGGUGCACAUUUCCCAGACCACCAAGGACAGUCUGCACGGGGAAUUUGAACUGGAGCUGGGGGAUGGAGGAGAGAGGUGCGAGUACCUGCUGGAGAAAGGCAUCGACACUUACUUGGUUCUGGUGCCUAACCAGGUGGCGAAUGGGCUCAGUCGACAUAAAUCCGGCACAUUGUCAAACAGAAAUUCAAACCAGUUAAUCAACACUACAGCAACCAAUGGGAAUGCAGCCUCAUCCCAAUCCACGCCCACUGAGUCCAAACAGGAGAGGAACAAGGCUGUCGAGGAGCAAGUGAUCAACAGACGUUUACAGCAGGAGCUGCUGGACAGAGAAACACAGCAAAUAAUGAAGGAUCACCAGAUCAACCCGCUGUCGCUGCGUUUUCUGGAUGCAAAGUUGGAGGAGCAGUACUCCUCGGAGAAGGAGAAGCGGAGCGGAGCGGCCUUCUGCUGCUGCAUCGUGGUGCUCUUCUUCAUCGCAGCAAUGGAGGUGUUCAUAGACCCACUGUUGGCUGUGAACUACGUGACUCUCGCAGUAGGCGAGGUGUUGUUGCUCAUCCUCACGCUGUGCUCCCUGGCUGCCAUCUUUCCCAGGAUGUUCUCUAAGAGGUUGGUGUCUUUCUCGGUGUGGAUUGAUCGCACGCGGUGGGCCAGAAACACCUGGGCCAUGGCGGCCAUAUUUGUUCUCACCAUGGCUGUGAUCGCUGACAUGCUGAGCUGUGCUCCGCCGUCCCUUCGCGUCUUCAACAGCACCUCCGGCCCCGUGUUGGAGUCACUGGGGGACCGAGGCUGUGCAGACAACCCAAAGCACUACAGCUUCAUGGCUGUGAUGUCACUCAUCGCCACCGCCAUGUUGGUGCAGGUCGGCCACCUCAUCAAACUGGGCCUCAUGGUGCUGGUCGUCACGGCGACUGGUGCUGUCAAUAUCUACAGCUGGCGGGACAUAUAUGACCUGUAUGACUAUAUGCAGUUUCCCUCAAACAGAACAUCCAUAGUACCAUCCAAGUACCUGAUGACCGUGAUGAUCGUUGUCAUGAUGAUCGACUUCUACCUCUUUGCCCGUCACCUGGAGCUCCAGUCCAGGAAGCUGUUCCUGUGGAAGAUGGGUGUGCACGACCAGAAGGAGAGGGUGUUUGAGAUGAGACGCUGGAACGAAGCGCUGGUCACCAACAUGCUGCCGGAGCACGUGGCCAAACACUUCCUGGGCACUAAAAAGCGAGAUGAGGACCUUUACAGCCAGUCCUACAAUGAAACAGGCGUGAUGUUUGCGUCCAUCCCCAACUUUUCUGACUUCUACACCGAGGAGAGCAUCAACAACGGGGGCCUCGAGUGUCUCAGGAUUCUCAACGAGAUCAUCUCUGACUUUGACAGCUUGCUGGACAGGGACGAUUUCCGCUACAUCACUAAGAUCAAGACAAUAGGCAGCACCUACAUGGCUGCAUCGGGACUCACCCCAGAGAGCAACACCAACGAAUACAGCAACCGCAAGCCGGAGGACCAGUCGCUGAUCGAGCGCUGGCAACACCUCUCCGACCUGGCGGACUUCGCCUUGGCCAUGAAGGUCACCCUGAACAACCUGAACAAACAGUCCUUCAACAACUUCAUGCUUCGGAUCGGUCUGAACAAGGGGGGAGUUUUGGCUGGAGUAAUUGGAGCUCGCAAACCUCACUACGAUAUCUGGGGCAACACGGUCAACGUGGCCAGCAGAAUGGAGUCCACCGGAGUGAUGGGAAACAUCCAGGUGGUGGAGGACUGCUACGACAUCCUGAAGGAGUAUGGCUUCCGCUUCAUCCGGAGAGGGCCUAUAUUCGUCAAAGGGAAAGGGGACCUGCUGACCUUCUUCAUGAAAGGAAAAGACAAACCCAGGAGCAACGGCGGUCCAGUGACCACCGUCCUGCCGCACCAAGUCGGCGACCAGUGAACGUUCUCAACCCCCGGGUGAAAAGCCACUAAUGGCAAGAUGAGCCCGGGGGACAAUGUCCACUUGGCCCAUUUUCUCUCAUAUACACAUCAUACAAUUAUAAGCAUUACAGCUGUGGAAUACCAUUUCACCCAUAAAGAAACGUAAUACGGUAAACCGAUGGUGUAUAAUUGUACAUAAUUCCGAAAUGCAUUUGGCAAUGAGAAUAACCAGCUGGGGACAGAUAUAUAAAACGCUCUCCCUUGUUUAAUCUAUUUUGUUUAUAUUUUUGAUUUAGCUAAACAUUGCGCUUAAUCACACUGUACCUCUGUGGUAAUAAAAAAUGUUUGAGUUAUGUUUUUGAGAUUACUGUGCUGAUCACUCUGUUUUUAGAAUUGUUAUACACUAUAAUAAGGCAAGAUUUAAAAUAACAUUAUACCAUAUAGGAUCCAUUAUAUAUUGCUAAUGAAAUAAGUUACAUGCUAAAUGUUAGCAUGUUGCUACUACUAUGUUCCCAUACUAAAGUUAUGCACUGUUACAAGA